Rhizoctonia solani is the source of this 897-nucleotide messenger RNA. RefSeq lists its product as uncharacterized. Lineage: Eukaryota; Fungi; Basidiomycota; Agaricomycetes; Cantharellales; Ceratobasidiaceae. The record is from RefSeq and is a predicted model, not a curated record. The transcript is spliced from 5 exons. Bases 1 to 897 code for a protein of 298 amino acids.
AUGAGCGAGGAACAUGUACAGUUUCCUCUGGUGAUCCAACAACGCAAAACGGAGUCCAUUUCUACAUUCCCAAAUGGUUCGGGGGACCAUCCUCCACUGGCGCCCAACGGCGUAAACAUACAGACCCCCACCGGAUCGCAGACGCCGACGUCAACCGAAAUCAAUGGAUUGGAGGAUCGGCCAAUUAUCAACGGCACCGCGGCUGCUCUGGUGAUUGACGGAGAAAACGGGAUCGUGAUUUCUGCACCUGCCCCCGCAGGACCUCCGCCGCCCUACAGCGAAGAACCCCGUCGCUCACGACGCCCCACGCUCGUAUCUGCACAUUCGGAUGAUGAUGAGGAUGAUGAGGAUGAUGGUGACCGCGAUGAUGCAGAGGAAGAACACCGCUUCUCCACAAUCGCCCGAGACGACGCUCGCGGGCUGCAUCUACUGGGUACUACUUUGCUUAUCACGUUGCCGUUUGGUGUUGUGUUCUGGUUCUUGACCUUGUUUCUCUCGAGGUCGUUUGCUCGAGCCGAGCUCCAUCUGCAGUCCAAAUUUCAUCGGCCACUUCGCGUCGCUCCCGCCGACCCUCCCAGACCCAUCUUCUAUCGGUCGCGCCCUCCGGAAGACAUUGAACGGGCAUUGACCGAACCGGGCACCGAAGUCGAUGUAGAUCCAACGACUGAAACAUCGUUUCUGAAGAAUUCAUACUCUAUGUUUACGGACCCUUCGUCGUUUCAACCACUCUUCUACUUCCUAGUCAUCAAGGCAAGCAUCACACUUGUUGUCACGCCACUUGUAUUGGCACUCGCGCCUGUCUGUAUUAUUCUCGUUCUGCCGGCCCCCGCGAUGCUUCGUAUCGUUCGUCGAAUCGGUGCAUGGCAGGCGAACUUGGCGAUCGAGGCACUUUCAUGA